GAUCCUUUUCAAAAGGCAUAUUCAAGUGUGAGUUCCAGUGAGUCUCCCUGACUUCCUUGUCGGUGAAGCAAUCGGAAGAACCCUUAUCCCAAACCCAUGGGCGGCGAUACAGCUUCCGUUGUAAAUUCCACCAUCGAUGAUGACAUAUCCACCGCUUUAUGGCCUGCGGGAGAAUCUUACUAUACAAUCUUGGAAACCGAAGCAAAUCAAAAGCAUGUUUACCAACAGUUGCUUAAGAACUACGAUCAUUUGAAUGAUCGACUCCAAAACAUGGACGCUGCUAAAACUAAAGUUUUGAGCUAUACACCUGGAUCAUGGAUUGAAAACGUAGGUGGCAUGACCAUGAGUGACUACAAUGUGCCAGAAACGACUACAAUUCUAUUGAUCGGCCUGAAAGGAUCUGGGAAAAGUAGUCUCGUGAACAGGAUUUCACGGGUGUUUGAAGAUGAUAAGUUUGCACCAGAAAGAGCCCAAGUUUCAUAUAAUUCAUCCGUGCGGGGCGGAACUAGCUUUCUACAGGAGUACAUGAUACCAAGAAACUCAACGUCUUUCUGUUUCUACGACACUAGUGGAUUUUCCAAUAAUUUAACGGAAAAUUUAGAGAUGAUUAAGCAAUGGAUGACAAAAGGCGUCCGUCAUGGAGAAUCGAUGAAAAGUGCAUCGGAUGGUUCAAGUCAACGGGGCAGAAUGAAGUGUAAAAACGGCCAAGAUAAGCACCUGACUUAUGAAAGAAGGAGAGUUGAUUUUGUUAUAUUUGUGGUAAACGGGCUCUCGGUUUUGAAAUGUAUGGAGAACAGUGGAGUAGACACACAAUACAUUCAUACAGUUACUGAAGUUUUCAGUUCACCGUUUUUGUCUUUUAAAGAUCAUAAACCUGUUAUCGCGAUUACACAUGGAGAUCUACUUUCAAUCUCUGAACGUGCGCGUGUUGGCGUUUAUCUAGGACAUCUACUUGGUGUUCAUCCAAGCAAACAAACAUUCGAUGUUCCAGAUAACUGUGAACCGACAACUGAGUUGACUAUCAUUGACUUGGUGCGCUAUGCUCUUGAGCAUGCCGAUAGGAAUCUUCCCUGCAAAUCCAGACUCGCAAUCAGCAAGGGUUCUACUAUUCAACUAUGGACACAUUUGCUACUACUAUUAGUCAUAGGAUUGUUAAUGUUUACAGCCCAUUUUCAUGGAUUCCGUUCUCUGAAACUUAAUCCUGAACCAAGCCUCGAAAUAAAGAAAGUUAUGGAAUUUGAUCAAGAAAUCAUUCCCAAACCAGACCCGAAUAUAAAGGAAGUUACAGAACUUGAUACAGAGGCUGUUUCUGUACCAAACGUGGAAAUAAUGAAAGCUGCGGAAUCUGAUCAAGAAGUUGUUCCCGAACCAGACCCGGAAAUAGAGAAAGCUAUGGAAUCUGAUCAAGGGGGUGUUCCCAAAACAGACCCGGAAAUAACGAAAGCUACGGAAUUCGAUCGAGAAAUUGUUCCUGAAUUGGACCUGGAAAUAAAGAAAGUUACGGAAUUUGAUCAAGAAAUUGUUCCUGAACAUAUCCUGGCAAUGAAGAAAGUUAGCCCAGUAAGUAUUCCUAAACCAACCAAGAAAAUAAAGAAAGGUGACCCAGAAAAGAGACUUGGAAAAAACAAGAAAUUGAAGAAAGUUCGUGUUCCUGAACCGAUGCUGGAAAUAGACUGGAAAACAAUUCGACACAUUUGGUAAGCAUAGGCUUGUUGGCCAUACUGGUUCCACCAUGACAAGCAGGUGUGUGUGUAUAAAUAAGUCUCCACGCUUUUUGGAAUCCAUAUGAAAAACCGUCUUGAAAACAUGUAAAUAUGUAAAUAAUGAAUGGGUGUGUUUAAACGUACCCCUCCCUUUUUUUCCUGAACA
Molecule: messenger RNA, 1869 nt
Organism: Helianthus annuus (common sunflower)
Lineage: Eukaryota; Viridiplantae; Streptophyta; Magnoliopsida; Asterales; Asteraceae
Exons: 8
Coding region: 97-1701 (534 amino acids)
Molecular function (GO): GTP binding
Source: RefSeq, a predicted model, not a curated record